GUGGAAUGUCACAGUCCGUGGGUAUCACAGUCUGUGGAAUGUCACAGUCCGUGGAAUGUCACAGUCUGUGGAAUGUCACAGUCUGUGGGUGUCACAGUCUGUGGGUGUCACAGUCCGUGGGUGUCACAGUUCGUGGAAUGUCACAGUCCCUGGAAUGUCACAGUCUGUGGGUGUCACAGUCCCUGGAAUGUCACAGUCCCUGGAAUGUCACAGUCCGUGGGUGUCACAGUCCCUGGAAUGUCACAGUCCCUGGAAUGUCACAGUCCGUGGGUGUCACAGAAGCUGGAAUGUCACAGUCUGUGGGUGUCACAGUCCCUGGAAUGUCUCAGUCCGUGGGUGUCACAGAAGCUGGAAUGUCACAGUCUGUGGGUGUCACAGUCCGUGGAAUGUCACAGUCCGUGGAAUGUCACAGUCUGUGGGUGUCACAGUCUGUGGGUGUCACAGUCUUUGCGCGUCACAGUCCGUGGGUGUCACAGUCCCUGGAAUGUCACAGUCCCUGGAAUGUCACAGUCCCUGGAAUGUCACAAUCCGUGGGUGUCACCGUCCGUGGAAUGUCACAGUCUGUGGGUGUCAAUGCCCCUGGAAUGUCACAGUCUGUGGAAUGUCACAGUCCCAGGAAUAUCAUAGUCCGUGGGUGUCACAGCCCGUGGGUGUCACAGUCCCUGGAAUGUCACAGUCCGUGGGUGUCACAGUCCGUGGGUGUCACAGUCCAUGGAAUGUCACAGUCCCUGGAAUGUCACAGUCUGUGGAAUGUCACAGUCCCUGGAAUGUCACAGUCUGUACAAUGUCACAGUCCGUGGAAUGUCUCAGUCUGUGGAAUGUCUCAGUCCCUGAAAUGUCACAAUCCAUGGAAUGUCACAGUCCGUGGGUGUCACAGUCCGUGGGUGUCACAGUCCGUGGGUGUCACAUCCGUGGGUGUCACAAUCCGUGGCUGUCACAGUCUCUGGACUGUCACAGUCUGUGGAAUGUCUCAGUCCGUGGAAUGUCAGAGUCCCUGGAAUGUCUCAAAGGCACGAAUGGAGAAGCUGCUCAGAGACAAAGUUUGCAGCCCUUAA
Messenger RNA from Corapipo altera (White-ruffed manakin), 1055 nucleotides. RefSeq lists its product as uncharacterized. NCBI's taxonomy places the organism in Eukaryota, Metazoa, Chordata, Aves, Passeriformes, Pipridae. The transcript is spliced from 3 exons. Bases 6 to 1055 code for a protein of 349 amino acids. The record is from RefSeq and is a predicted model, not a curated record.